Messenger RNA from Lycium ferocissimum, 690 nucleotides. RefSeq lists its product as uncharacterized. Gene Ontology annotation, cellular component: precatalytic spliceosome; U2 snRNP. Lineage: Eukaryota; Viridiplantae; Streptophyta; Magnoliopsida; Solanales; Solanaceae. The transcript has 4 exons. The record is from RefSeq and is a predicted model, not a curated record. Gene Ontology annotation, biological process: mRNA splicing, via spliceosome. The coding region runs from base 73 to 426 and encodes 117 amino acids.
CCACUACCGGUUUGGACCUGGUCAGUCUCGGGCCAGCCCGGCCCAUUAGACAGGAAUACAUUUCGUACAGGCAUGUCAAUAAUCCUGACCCUGUUUUGUAAUCUUCCAUAUAACACAACUGCUUCUCGAUUUCCCCUUUUCUCUCAGUUGGUUUCUGAAAAGAUGCAGGCAAGUGACAGGUUCAAUAUCAACUCGCAGCUUGAGCACUUGCAAGCUAAAUAUGUUGGAACUGGACAUGCCGACUUGACUAGAUUUGAAUGGGCAGUAAACAUUCAACGUGAUAGCUACGCGUCAUAUGUCGGCCACUAUCCAAUGUUGGCUUAUUUUGCCAUAGCAGAAAAUGAAUCCAUCGGAAGGGAACGCUACAACUUUAUGCAGAAAAUGCUUUUACCUUGCGGUCUUCCACCUGAAAGGGAAGAUGAUUAGGAGUUGCAAAUGACCAUGGAUGUCUCAAGGGUUAAGUCUUCUGGCAGGCCAAAACCUGGCGGCAAAUAUCCUUUCAAAUACUACCUGUAUGACAGGAGAUACAUUUUAAAUGUGUUUGCCGAAUGAUCAACUAGAAGCAAAUGGUUAUUUUAAAUGUAUUAAACUUCAUCUGGUUGUUUAGUCAAUCUUGUUUCUUCAAAUGCUGAAAAGUUGUUCUGAACUCCGAACAGUUGCAAUAUAUUUCUGGUCAGUGUUUAUACUUUA